Messenger RNA from Myxocyprinus asiaticus (Chinese sucker), 1574 nucleotides. Its product is annotated as 2-oxoisovalerate dehydrogenase subunit beta, mitochondrial-like. The transcript has 11 exons. The record is from RefSeq and is a predicted model, not a curated record. NCBI's taxonomy places the organism in Eukaryota, Metazoa, Chordata, Actinopteri, Cypriniformes, Catostomidae. The coding region runs from base 28 to 1203 and encodes 391 amino acids. Gene Ontology annotation, biological process: branched-chain amino acid catabolic process; response to nutrient. Gene Ontology annotation, molecular function: catalytic activity.
CGCUUUUCCUGCUUGGUUCCCAGCGCAAUGGCGGCGGCGCGACUCUUUCUGAGAACUUCUGGCGUCAAGCCUUCACUUACCGGGUUAACAGGGGGAGUGCACAACAGUUUGGGGAUAACCCUGCUCAGACUGUUCCCUGACUGCACAUCCAAGCAGAAAACACAGAGAAGACAUGCAGCGCACUUCACCUAUCACCCUGACCCUGUGCCCACUGAAUAUGGCCCCACACAGAAGAUGAAUUUAUUCCAGUCUGUAACCAGUGCCUUGGAUAACACUCUUGAAAGUGAUCCCACCGCAGUAAUAUUUGGAGAAGAUGUGGCUUUUGGUGGAGUAUUCCGAUGCACAGUUGGCCUCCGAGAUAAAUAUGGUAAAGACCGUGUAUUUAACACCCCACUGUGCGAACAAGGCAUUGUAGGAUUCGGGAUCGGCGCAGCUGUCGCAGGAGCCACCGCUAUUGCAGAGAUUCAGUUUGCCGACUACAUUUACCCAGCGUUUGAUCAGAUCGUAAACGAAGCCGCCAAGUAUCGCUACCGUUCAGGGAACAUGUUUGACUGUGGAAACCUGACCAUCAGAGCUCCUUGGGGCUGUGUGGGUCACGGCUCGCUCUACCACUCCCAGAGUCCAGAGGCCUUCUUCGCUCACUGUCCUGGAAUUAAGAUCGUUGUGCCGAGAGGUCCAGUCCAGGCCAAGGGUCUUCUUUUGUCCUGUAUCGUUGAUAAAAACCCAUGCAUCUUCUUUGAGCCCAAAAUCCUGUACAGAGCAGCAGUGGAGCAAGUCCCCACAGAAGCCUAUCACAUCCCACUCUCACAGGCUGAGGUCCUGCUGGAGGGAAGUGAUGUCACAAUGGUAGCUUGGGGAACACAGAUACACGUGAUGAGGGAAGUGGCCGCCAUGGCGCAGGAGAAGCUGGGUGUCUCCUGUGAGCUCAUUGACCUGCAGACCAUUUUGCCUUGGGAUACAGAGACUGUUUGCAAGUCGGUGGUGAAGACGGGUCGGCUGCUCAUCAGUCAUGAAGCUCCAGUGACCGGAGGCUUUGCAGCAGAGAUCAGCUCUACUGUUCAGGAGGAAUGUUUCCUGAACUUGGAGGCGCCCAUCAACAGAGUGUGUGGUUAUGACACGCCUUUCCCGCACAUCUUUGAGCCCUUCUACAUCCCUGAUAAAUGGAAGUGCUUCGAAGCCGUCAAGCGUAUGAUCAACUUCUAAAACAUAGAUGAAACUGAUCAAGAACUUGAAACUCUUCCUCUAUAUUGGUGAACAAACCAGACAGUGAUGACCUCACCAUCAUCGCUAAUUAGGUUGCUCUCUGAAGAGGGAACAAUUUUUCCAGACAGGCUGCCAUUUUUUGGGAAACUUCAGAGAACAACCUGGAUCUUUUAUCUGGAGAAUGUCAAUGGUCACUGGAUGAAACUUGUUUCAUGAACACUAAUAUGUUUAUAUCAUAUGGGUACUUCAAUAUUGUAUCUAGUAGUUGGAUGUCUGUUCUCAUGCUGUUACCUUGAUGUCACAUGUUUUUGUUCUUUUUCCCUUAUGCAUAAUUGGGAGUCAGCUAAUUAAACGGCUGGAUUUUGCGGUGA